Vespula vulgaris is the source of this 2095-nucleotide messenger RNA. Its product is annotated as facilitated trehalose transporter Tret1-like. Bases 498 to 1907 code for a protein of 469 amino acids. Gene Ontology annotation, cellular component: membrane. Gene Ontology annotation, biological process: transmembrane transport; carbohydrate transport. The record is from RefSeq and is a predicted model, not a curated record. Lineage: Eukaryota; Metazoa; Arthropoda; Insecta; Hymenoptera; Vespidae. Gene Ontology annotation, molecular function: sugar transmembrane transporter activity. The transcript has 2 exons.
AAAAGAAGUGGAAAGAUUAACAAGCUACAGAUGCUUGAGUUGAUAAGGAAGAACCAGUAAGAGGAAAAGAGAUAAGCGUUAUAGGGCAACAAAAGGAAAGAGAGGGAGUGAGAAAAAGAGGGAGAGGAAAUAAUAAAGCUCAGCGAACGAAACUUGAAAAUGUCAUCUUCCUGAACGGAAUGGAAAGGACGGAUCGGUAACAAUUUAUCGUUUGAAAAGUUUCGAAACUAGAUAAUUAUCGGAAAUAUUUAUUUGUUUUACGUAUUAUUAUUUAUAUAUUUAUUUAUUUUACGUACUAUCUCAUUGUGAUAUUACGUUAAAUACUCGUGAUCGUUUAUUAUUACGAAAUAUCUGCUGAUACUAUUGGAAAAAUAAUUAAUCAACGAAUUGGACCAUUCAGCGAGAUCCUUAAUAUCAUUUAAAUUAGCAAAAAUCUUCUUCUCGACUAUUAUAGAAUAAAUGAAAGAAUACCAUUACUAAAAUAUAUUCAAAGAAAUAUGGCAGAAAAAAUUGGAUAUUCUAAAGAAACCUUUGUUUCUCAAACUGAACAAACGAUUAAAGCAAAAAGGUUUUUUCAAUACCUUGCAAGUUUCUUAGCAUCGUUAGGAGCAACAGCAGCAGGAAUGUCACUAGCAUGGACUUCAAAUGCUGGUAUAAAUGGUGCCAAUAUAGCAAGGGUAUAUAAUAUUUCCAUUACCGCAGAAGAAUUUUCAUGGAUUGGAUCACUCGCAGCACUUGGUUCUGCAGUAUCAUGUGUACCAAUUGGUAUUCUUGCAGAUAUAAUAGGCAGAAAGUAUUCAAUGCUAAUACUUGUAAUUCCUUUCACUAUUGGCUGGCUUUGUAUUAUUUUUGCAAAAUCUAUCGCUUUAUUUUACGUUGGAAGGUUCUUGACAGGUUUCAGCGGUGGAGCUUUUUGUGUGACAGGUCCUAUGUAUACUUCAGAAAUUGCUGAAAGCGAAAUUCGUGGAAGAUUAGGUCUAUAUUAUCAGUUAUUUCUCACUGUGGGUAUUGUAAUAGUAAACAUUCUAAAUUUUAGUGUAAAUAUGUUUGAAUUAUCCAUUAUAUCUGGAAUUAGUCCAAUAAUUUUUGCUAUAACAUUCUUCUUCAUGCCAGAAACUCCUGUAUAUUAUUUAAUUAAAGGAAAUGAAGAUGCUGCUAGAAAAAGUUAUAUUAAAUUUAGAGGUCCAUACUAUGACAUAGAACCAGAAUUAAGUAUGCAGAAAAGAUUAAUAGAAGAGGCUAAUAAACAGAAGGUGUCUUUUCUAACUUCAUUGAAAACUAAAGCUUGCAUGAAAGGAUUAUUGAUAUCUUAUGGUCUUAUGUUAAUUCAACAAUGUAGUGGAAUAAAUGCUAUUGCAAUUUAUAGUGGUCCUUUAUUUGAGGCAGCAGGUAGUUCUGUUGGACCUAAGGAAGGUACCAUGGCAGCAGGUGCAAUUGCAUUAACUAUGGUACUUAUUAGCUCAUUAAUAGUCGAUCGUCUAGGUAGAAGAAUAUUACUUACAACAUCUAUUAUCUUUAUGUGUUUAUCUCUCUUAGCACUUGGUAUUUACUUCUAUUUCUUAGAAAAAGCAAGUACAAGUAGUCUAGAUUGGUUACCUCUUUCGUCUGUUUGUUGUUUUAUCAUUUCAUAUUCAUUCGGAUUUGGCCCUGUUCCAUGGAUGAUGAUCUCAGAGAUUUUUGCUCCAGAAAUCAAAGCUAUUGUUAGUAGCAGCGCUUGCUUUUUACAUUGGAUAAUGGCAUUUAUUAUCACUAAAACUUUUGUUAAUUUAAAUAAUACUAUACAUACCUAUGGUACGUUUUGGUUAUUUUCAUUUAUUUGUGGUAUAAGUAUCGGUUUUGUUUUAUUAUUUGUCCCAGAAACGAAAGGAAAAACGUUAGAACAAAUUCUACGCGAGUUAAACGCAUAGGUAGGUGUGUAAAAAAAUCAUUAAUAUAUAAAACACCUUGUAGCAUAAGAUAUUGCAUAUGAUGUAGGGCUGAUCUUUUUGUAAAAUGACUGUAAUAUGUUUUAGACAAAUAUAUUUCUGAUGGGGAUGUAAAAAUAUAUAAGUCAUAUUUUUGUUAAAACAGAAUAAAUAAUAACUAAUAUAUUAUA